Messenger RNA from Melampsora larici-populina 98AG31, 1386 nucleotides. RefSeq lists its product as uncharacterized. The record is from RefSeq and is a predicted model, not a curated record. Bases 1 to 1386 code for a protein of 461 amino acids. The transcript is spliced from 2 exons. Lineage: Eukaryota; Fungi; Basidiomycota; Pucciniomycetes; Pucciniales; Melampsoraceae. Gene Ontology annotation, molecular function: protein binding.
AUGACCACACUAAUCUCACCAGUUAGUAUGUUCAGAUCAGAUUCGAUUCCAAUUCAAACUAACUCAUCAAGUUCAACUUCCACUCGAUUUUCAUUAUCACUACCAAUAGAUUCAACCACCACCACGACGAAUCCCAAAUCAAAUCAUUAUAUCUUAAAAUCCAAUUCAUUAAUCUCAGCAUUAAUCUCACCACAUCAUCAUCAUUCAAACCAUCAACAUACCCAUCAUCAAUCUAAUCAUCUAUCAAACCCACCACACCAAACUCUGAGGUCUUCUUCAUCCAAUCAUCAAAACAGAUUACCAAGACCAAGAGCAUUAAGUUCAUCACAUUUACCACCCCCGUUCCCUUCACCAUCCGGUACAUUCUUACCACCUCCUCUGGGCCAUUAUUUACCACUAAGGUUACCGUCCCAUUCAGAACGAAAAUCACGUUCGAACAAAGAAAAAACUAGAUCUGAUGUGUGUCGGGUUGAAGAUGAAGAAGAUCAUCGUCAAGAAGGUUUGAGAUUGGGGUUGGGGAAUAAGUGGCAUAAGAGGUCUUCUAGUUUACAUACUUUACCUUCUUUGGAUCGAUCGGAAACUUACCAAACUAGAAAAAGAUCACUUUCUAGUACUGUGAUGGAUACAAGCUCAAAUCAGAAUCCGAUUACCAAACCACAACAACAACAUCAUCCGAUCUUGAUACGUGAUUUCGGGUUUCCGUUGAAUGAUGAGCGACAUUAUAGGACUAUCCAAACGGAUCAACUGAGAACGAAUCCCUCAAACUAUUCAAGACCUUUGAUGAAACCGAACUCGUUGGAAGAAAGCUUUCAAUCACAGUUAUGUUUACCACCGGAAGAAGAAGGGGAAGAAGAAGAAGAAUUGAGACUUGGUUCUAAUAAACCUAGUUUAUGGACUACUACUAUGAGGACUGAACGAACUGAAACAGAUCAUCGCGAGGAGGAGGAAACAGGGGAAGAAGAAGAAGAUGAAGAAGACGGGUUGAGAGAAGAGAUUGAAAGAAGAAGAGAAUCGUUAGACAAAAGUUUACAAUCGAUCGGAAGACCGUCGAUCGGCUCUAACUUGGAUUCAUCAGGAAGCACUUCCUCGUCCCCAGGAUCAUCAGGCGAAGAAGAAGAUGAAGGGUUAUGGGUAGCCUUGUAUGAUUUUGUAGCAGAAGGAGAAGGCGAGAUGGGAAUCUAUGAAGGCGAGAUCUUGAGAGUUUUGAAGGUCGUUUGUGAUGGAUGGGUGAUUGCGAGAAAGGUUCCGGGUGAAUUGGAUGAAGAUGGAAGGUUUGUCGAACGGGUUUUGGACCCGACUUGUUUGGCUGAAGAGACUAGGAUUGAUGCUGCUAUUGAAGUUAUGCCUAUGGGAUUGUGUCCUCAGAAUUAUUUGGCUAGGAUUUAA